This is a messenger RNA of Glycine soja, 3290 nucleotides long. RefSeq names its product probable xyloglucan glycosyltransferase 5. Gene Ontology annotation, molecular function: glycosyltransferase activity. NCBI's taxonomy places the organism in Eukaryota, Viridiplantae, Streptophyta, Magnoliopsida, Fabales, Fabaceae. Gene Ontology annotation, cellular component: Golgi apparatus. The transcript is spliced from 5 exons. The coding region runs from base 758 to 2839 and encodes 693 amino acids. The record is from RefSeq and is a predicted model, not a curated record.
UCAUUAGGUUCUCAAAACUUUCUUCCUCCAUGUGCUUUUCCCCUAAUUUGGAUUAUUACUUUGGCAGUUUUCACAUAACAUUGUAAAAUAAAUUUUUGCUUGGUCUUGGAUUGAAUUCAUAUUCUACAAUGACGAGGUAGAUUCGAAUUCUGUUAUCAAUGUCUGUAAGCGCUCAACCUUAAGACAUGCUUUUUCGACUAUAAUAAAUCUCUAGAAUCCAACCUACUUAAAUUUUUUUCAAUAAAAUAAAUAAAUAAAUUUAUGCUUAGGAUUCGAAACUCAAAAGGGUAAGGGAAUGUGGAAUUUGUUAACCGGAAGAAACCCACUUGAUGUUAUUAGCAUCUUACAGCUGCAGACGGAUAGAUAGAGAUACCUUCCCUCAUAAUGGUGGCUUUCCCAUGUUAGGUACCUUUCUUUCUUCUAGAGACCCUGCACACUACAAAAGACCCUUCUCACUCAGUUCACGUUUCUCACUUUUUUUGUGCCUGCAGCAGCAUUUACUUAAUAAAUGCUGAACCUUCAAGAGGGUUCUCCUUCUGGACCAAGUAGGAAUUUCUAGCUUUUUUUGCCACAAAAUGGUUGGUCUCAUUUUUAUGGGGGUGUUUCAGAUCUGAGUCUUUAGUCAUUUUCACAAUAAUGGGUACUGAAAAAAAUGUAUAAAGUUAGUGUCUUUAGUCUUUUGUAUGUAUGUGUAUAUAAGGCUAUAUGUGUGCUUGUAGUGAGUGGUUUUUGUGUGGAAGUGUGAAUCUGUGUGGAAAUGGCUCCAAGCUUUGAUUUUUCCAAUAGGUGGAUGAAGGAGACCCAGAAGGGUACCCCAGUUGUGGUGACAAUGGAGAACCCCACUUUCUCGGUUGUGGAGAUUAAUGGUGCUGAUGCUGCAUUCAGGCCAGUGGAGAAGACCCGCGGCAAGAAUGCUAAGCAAGUCACAUGGUUCUUGUUUCUCAAGGCUUACCAUGCUAUUGGUUGUGUAACUUGGUUUGCCACAGUUUUGUGGUCUUUGAUGGGAGCUAUAAGGAAGAGGUUGAUUGAUAGGGAGGGUGUGACCUUGGAGAGUGAGAAAAUGGAAAAGGGGAAGGUGCUGUUUACGGUCAUCAAGGUGUUCCUUGUGAGUUCUUUGGUGGUUCUGGUGUUUGAGGUGGUGGUUUAUUUGCAAGGUUGGCAUUUUGGGAAUCCCAGUGUGCACAUUCCUCGUGCCGCAGAUUUGGAAGGCUUGAUGCACUUGGUUUAUGUUGCGUGGCUGAGGUUUCGUGGCGAGUACAUUGCUCCACCAAUGCAGGCACUUUCAAAGUUUUGUAUUGUUCUGUUUCUUAUACAGUCAGUGGACCGUAUGGUGCUUUGCUUUGGGUGCUUUUGGAUAAAGUACAAGCGGAUUAAGCCUAAGAUUGAUGGGGAUGCCCUCAAGGUUGAUGAUAUUGAAGGAUCUGCGUGUAGCCAUCCAAUGGUUCUGGUUCAGAUUCCCAUGUGUAACGAGAGGGAGGUGUAUGAGCAGUCUAUUUCUGCAGUAUGCCAAAUUGAUUGGCCAAGGGACCGUUUACUCAUUCAAGUACUUGAUGAUUCUGAUGAUGAGAGCAUACAGUGGUUAAUUAAGACUGAGGUCAGAAAAUGGAGCCAAAAGGGAAUCAACAUAAUCUACAGGUAUCGCUUAGUCCGGACUGGAUAUAAAGCAGGGAAUCUCAAGUCUGCAAUGAGCUGUGACUAUGUGAAAGACUAUGAGUUUGUUGCAAUUUUUGACGCAGAUUUCCAACCACAUCCUGAUUUUCUUAAGCAAACUGUGCCGUAUUUCAAGGACAAUCCCGAAUUAGGUCUUGUCCAAGCUAGAUGGGCUUUUGUGAACAAGGAUGAGAACUUGUUGACACGUCUCCAGAACAUUAACUUAUGCUUCCAUUUUGAAGUAGAACAGCAGGUCAAUGGGGCAUUUCUCAACUUUUUUGGAUUUAAUGGAACUGCUGGUGUUUGGAGAAUCAAGGCCCUGGAAGAGUCCGGUGGCUGGCUUGAGAGGACAACCGUAGAAGAUAUGGAUAUUGCCGUCCGAGCUCAUCUCAAUGGCUGGAAAUUUAUCUUUGUAAAUGAUGUAAAGGUACUUUGUGAAGUUCCAGAGUCCUAUGAAGCUUAUAGGAAGCAGCAGCACCGGUGGCACUCGGGUCCAAUGCAACUUUUCAGAUUGUGUCUUCCAGCAAUUUUGAGAUCUAAGAUAUCACCAUGGAAGAAAGGGAAUUUAAUACUGCUAUUCUUUCUGUUGAGAAAACUCAUUCUUCCCUUUUACUCCUUCACCUUAUUUUGCAUAAUUCUUCCUUUAACUAUGUUUGUCCCAGAGGCCGAGCUUCCUCUAUGGGUGAUCUGCUAUAUACCUGUAUUUAUGUCAUUCCUCAACAUUCUUCCUGCCCCGAAAUAUUUUCCUUUUCUAGUUCCAUACCUUCUUUUUGAAAACACCAUGUCUGUCACCAAAUUCAAUGCCAUGAUCUCUGGACUCUUCCAAUUAGGUAGUUCUUAUGAAUGGAUUGUCACAAAGAAGGCUGGCAGGUCAUCAGAGUCUGAUUUGGUGGCGGCUGCAGAAAGGGAAGUCAAGUCAAUAAUGGAACAACAAAAGAUCCAUAGAGGAGCUUCUGACAGUGUACUUGUUGAGUCUAACCAAUGUAAGGAACAUAAAGAAACAAAUGGAACACCUGUUAAGAAAGCUAACAAAAUAUAUAAGAAAGAGUUGACUUUGGCAUUGCUCCUUCUCACAGCUUCUGUCAGGAGUUUGUUGUCUGCACAAGGAGUUCACUUUUACUAUCUUCUUUUCCAAGGAGUGACUUUCCUCCUUGUUGGUCUUGAUCUGAUUGGGCAGCAGAUGAGCUAGUUUUGAUCCAACACAAGAAAAAGGAGAAUAAAUGGAAAGAAAAUAAGCUUCAUUUUCUUGCUGCAAAACAAGCAAUGUUGUAAAAGAAAGGGGUUCUCUUUUAUUCAUAUCAAUUCUGUUUCACACCAUUCAUCCCAAAUAUAAAAUAUAGGGACCUGGUCAUUAUAUUGAAUUCUUGUUUAUAGAUAAGACUGGAAAAUUUUUCAUUUUUGUAAGUUGUGUUAUAUUUACUUUCUUCUUUCUUUCUUUUUUUUUUUUUUUUUUUUUUUUUUUGAGAUUUGGGAGUCUAUAUUCAAGUUUAGUAUUUUACAAUUCCAAAGGUCUGAGUGAAGUGUAACCAAAACUUGCUUGAUGCUUCUUGAACCAUAGGUGCCUUCUAUUUAGUAAAGGCUACAUCUUUCUGUAAAUUCAUCCUGUUUAUCUAAUAAAAAAUAAAUUUUAAUUCCCCCUA